AUGUUUUUGGAUUUAUGCGAACCUUGUCAACAAAAACAAAAAAGUGCGAAAAAAGGGCUUGUUGUAAAGCCGAUUAUUUCAUCACAUUUCAAUAGCAGAUGCCAGGUAGAUCUCAUCGAUUACGAAUCUCAACCAGAUGGAAAGUUUAAGUUUCUUCUCGUAUACCAAGAUCACUUAACAAAAUUUGUUGUAUUAAAGCCGCUUACAUCAAAACAGGCUGAUGAAGUAGCCUAUAACUUGCUUGAUAUUUUUCUCCUUUUUGGUGCUCCAAGUAUUUUGCAUUCUGAUAAUGGACGUGAAUUUUGUAAUAAAAUCUUAGAAUGUGUAACACAGUUGUGGCCAGAAAUCAAAAUGGUUAAUGGCAAACCUAGACACAGCCAAGGUCAAGGAAGUGUAGAACGAGCAAGUCAAGACAUUGAAAACAUGCUAACUACUUGGAUGACUGAUAAUCAAACUAACAAGUGGAGUGAGGGUGUACGAUUUGUACAAUUCAUGAAGAAUCGUGCCUAUCAUUCUGCAAUUAAAAAAAGUCCAUACGAAGCCAUGUUCGGUUGCCCCGCAAAAGUGGGAUUGUCUUCUGCUAUUAUACCACAAAGUGUAUUACAUUCAAUAAAUACUGAAGAAGACCUUGAAAAAUUAGAAGAUUUACAAGAGAAUUAUUCUUUGGAAUGUAUGCAAUACGGAAAAAAGAAGGAUAAGUGUACCUUCUCAUCAGUAAAACAACUGGAAGGCAAUGCGGCAGAGUUAACAGUGGCAAGAUUUUCAGUUUCGAUACCUGAUACCAAUACUGGCCAGUAUUGA
Centruroides sculpturatus (bark scorpion) is the source of this 801-nucleotide messenger RNA. RefSeq names its product KRAB-A domain-containing protein 2-like. Lineage: Eukaryota; Metazoa; Arthropoda; Arachnida; Scorpiones; Buthidae. Gene Ontology annotation, biological process: DNA integration. Bases 1 to 801 code for a protein of 266 amino acids. The transcript has 2 exons. The record is from RefSeq and is a predicted model, not a curated record. Gene Ontology annotation, molecular function: nucleic acid binding.